GCGCUCGGGGAGCCUCGCUGGAGCAAGAACGCCGGCCCGCCCCUCUGCCCUCAGCGUGCCUCACUGCUGCCUAGCGGGCUGCCGAGUUCUCGCGUCCUUGGAUCUCUGGCGACGGGCGCGCGGUCCGCGGCUGCUUGCAACCUGCAAGGGGAAGCAAAGGCGCCUCCAAAGGGAUAUCGCACGUUGUCUUGGGUUUUGCCAGGGGAAUCCUCGGGAUGGAUUACACGCGACUGAUCCUUCCCUUGCUCUUUAUGAUCAGCCAAGGACUUCAGCAGGCAGAUGCUGAACUCCGCGCCGCCAAGCAGCCCUCCAGCGCCCCCUCGCCGCCGCGCCGGGCCAAGCGCUGCUCCUGCUCUUCCCUGAUGGACAAGGAGUGCGUCUAUUUCUGCCACCUGGACAUCAUCUGGAUUAACACCCCCGAGCGAACUGUGCCAUAUGGACUUGGAGGCCCUUCUCGAACCAGGCGAUCGCUGGAAGACUCACCUCUUGGAAAUCUGCCAGGUUCUCUCAGCAGAUGCCGGUGUGCUAAUCAAAAAAACAAGAAGUGUCUGGACUUCUGCCUGAGUGGGAAAGAGCACUGGGCUCAGUCCACCAAAGAAAAGGGUUGGAGACCUCUUCAUAAAGAAAAAGAUUGCAACGGGCUUGGGCUGAAAUGUGUAUACAAGCAGUUGGUUAACAUCAAGGAAAUGAGAAGGUUAGAUUCCAUUGGUAACAGUAUCAAAGCUGCUUUUAGUAUUGCCAAACUGAAGAGGAGGCUGCAUAAACCAAAACAGCUGAAGCAUAACCGAACAUAUAAAAAGCAAAACAUUUGGGAAAGCCUGAAGAUGACAUCUUAGUGGAAAGAUCACCAAACCUAAUCCUCAAGUCAUCAAGAAUUAAUGUCAAAGCAUUGCUGGGGCUCUGUUUUGACUUCUUAACAUUCCACUCCAGGAAAAGAUCAAGGAGUGUUGUUCUAAAUAUUAACUCUCUAAAGGUAAAGGAGGGCCCAAAUAAAUCUUCCAUUCGGACAGAUGACAAAGCGCUUCAAUGCUGCCACCCUUUUGGAAUUCAGUGAGCUGGGCUGGGUCACAGAACAGUCCUUCAGCUGACUUUUUUUUUUUUGGUGGGCUGUCAGAGGAAGAUGUGACAAAGCUGGGGCCCAGAUCGGAAGAGAGGGUAAAACUGGACCAGCAAGCUCAUUUGGUUUGGCAGGCUUCAAAUAUAUAACGUAAACUGCAUUCUGAUCGAGAAGAUCAGAAAUGACAAGGUCAGGAUCCGAAAGAGAAGAUGCCUGUGAUCUUGACUCAUGAAAUGCAAAGUGUCUGAGCAUAACAGGUCUACCUCACAUGCUGUGUGUUGCACUCUUGCUAAAGUAUUGCUAUAAUGUCCGUGUGACUUCAAGCAUCAGCUGCGACCUCUUAUUUUUAAGCAUUCGUCAUCAACACAUCUUGUUCACCAGGUAGUUUGUCCUGAAUCUUCAGGGCUGCAGAUCAGCAUUCUCUCGAUGCUGAUGAUGGAACGAAACCAAUAGUCCCCAUCCUAAGCACGGUGCAUACUUUGUGGGAAGUGGCUCUCAUUGUUUCUCAGUGGGUUAUUCUUUCAAGUAAGUGUGUGCUUCGGAGAAUGGAAGUAUGAAGGGGUUCAUUUCAAUGAACGGAGUUGAUCGUAUUGAGAGAAGCGGCACUCACACUUAAUGCAGCAGAGGAUCUAAUAGCGCUGAGUGUUACUGUGCUGACUUGGACAACUGAUGUCCUGAUAAGAGGUUGUUUUGCCUGGGCCUGAAUGAAAAUCUGGAAGGCAUCACAUGAUUUAAAACUAAGAUGGAUGGUUAAUGCUGAAUGAACAUUUCUAGCAGUGGAUUUAUCCAUAUGAUUGGGUUGUAUUUUGUAUGGUGUGCUUAUUUUUUUAUCUCUAUCUGUAUUUAUAUUCAGGAAAGGUGUCAUUAUAUUUACCAUGUUGAAUAUACAUUGAAGCAGGCCAUAUUGGUCUAUGCAUGUCUGUAUGAACAUUUCUGUAUGAAAUUGGGGAAAUGCCUUAUGUCUGUUAAGGUAAAUGUACUAGUAAUAAAUAUUUUUAACUACUGCA
Molecule: messenger RNA, 2064 nt
Organism: Varanus komodoensis (Komodo dragon)
Lineage: Eukaryota; Metazoa; Chordata; Lepidosauria; Squamata; Varanidae
Gene: EDN1
Product: endothelin 1
Exons: 5
Coding region: 216-836 (206 amino acids)
Biological process (GO): regulation of systemic arterial blood pressure by endothelin; regulation of vasoconstriction; vein smooth muscle contraction
Cellular component (GO): extracellular region
Molecular function (GO): hormone activity; endothelin B receptor binding; endothelin A receptor binding
Source: RefSeq, a predicted model, not a curated record